This is a messenger RNA of Closterium sp. Yama58-4, 690 nucleotides long. The record is from the annotation of a GenBank genome assembly. Lineage: Eukaryota; Viridiplantae; Streptophyta; Zygnematophyceae; Desmidiales; Closteriaceae.
AUGCUGCCGUACCUGUUCCCCGAUCUGUCCACCUUUACUACAGUCGCCGAUCUUAUCACCCACCUUCGCACUAGUGAUGCUCGCCUGCGUGCCGCUCUUCCCACCGAGUUCUGCGCUAAGAACCCCCCUCCACUGUACUGGACACUCCACUUCAUAGUCACCCGUCUCCCUGACACCCUCCGCUCAGUUCGAGACCACUUCCUUGCUCGCUGUCCCACUGAGCUCACAGUCGCCCUCCUAGAGGAGCACCUGCUCGCGGCCGAAAAGAGCAUUGUAGCUGUCGGUGCUGCUCGUGGCGCUCCUCGCACCCCCAUCUUUGAGGGGUGUUCUCCCUCUCCCCUCGCUCCCUCCUACGCUGCUGCUGCUGCUGUUGACUUCCUUGGUGCUGAGUCUGUUGGCGCUGCUUCUACUCCUGGUGGGAGGCGCCGCACCGGCAAGGGCAAGGGGGGCAAAAGUGGUGGUGGUGGCGCUGGGGGGGGAGGAGGUGGGGGAGGUGGGGGGGGAGGCGGUGCUGGAGGGAGCGGUGGCGGGAGCGCUGGUGGGAGUGGGGUCGGUGGUGGAGACGGGGGCGGCGGAGGAAGCAGUGGCAGUAGUGGCGGCGGUGGCGGCGGUGGCGGUGGUGGCGGUGGUGGCGGUGGCGGUCGGAGCGGUGGUAGUGGUGGCGGCGGAGCUCAUGAGGGCUGGUGUUGA